Eremothecium cymbalariae DBVPG#7215 is the source of this 1227-nucleotide messenger RNA. RefSeq lists its product as uncharacterized. Gene Ontology annotation, biological process: carbohydrate metabolic process; cell wall organization. The record is from RefSeq and is a predicted model, not a curated record. Lineage: Eukaryota; Fungi; Ascomycota; Saccharomycetes; Saccharomycetales; Saccharomycetaceae. Gene Ontology annotation, molecular function: 1,3-beta-glucanosyltransferase activity; glucan endo-1,3-beta-D-glucosidase activity. The coding region runs from base 1 to 1227 and encodes 408 amino acids. Gene Ontology annotation, cellular component: extracellular region; cell surface; fungal-type cell wall. The transcript has a single exon.
AUGCGUUUUUCCAAAUUGAUUUCUACAGCAGCCUUGUUAGGAGCCACUGCUUUUGCAGUGGAAGAAGAAAAGCGGGUUAAUUUUCAACAUCAGCACAAUGACAAGCGUGCUGUUAUGUAUGUGACAAACUACCACACGACCACUGUGUGGGCUGGUGUUCCGCCAGCCGCUCCUUCGCCUCCUGAUGCAGGUGCUUCUCCUGCUCCAGAGAACAACGAGGCUCCUAAGGCGGAGAAGGUUGUAUCUCCUUCGCCUCUUGCUGCUUCAGACUUUGGUGUCGGUGUUGGUGGUAACGUGGAUGCUUCCCCAGAGUCGCCAUCUUCGUCACCAUCUUCGUCACCAUCUCCUUCACCAUCUCCUUCACCAUCUCCUUCACCAUCUCCUUCACCAUCUCCUUCACCAUCUCCUUCACCAUCUCCUUCACCAUCCUCCUCCUCUCCAGCAGGUGACUUCCAGCAUUCUGCCGGUAAUGCCAAAGGUAUCACUUACUCGCCAUACAGUGCCGAUGGUACCUGUAAGUCUGCUUCCCAAAUUGCUUCUGACGUUGCGUCUUUGUCUGAAUUCCCAAUCAUUAGAUUGUACGGUGUUGACUGUUCCCAAGUUGAGAACGUGUUGAAGGCCAAGGCUUCAACACAGAAGUUGUUCUUGGGUAUCUUCUAUGUAGACCAAAUCGAGGCUGGUGUUAAGACUAUCAAGGAGGCUGUCGAAGCACACGGUUCGUGGGAUGACAUCGACACCGUGUCCAUUGGUAACGAGUUGGUCAACAACGGUGCUGCUACGGUUUCACAAAUUGCUGAAUACAUGAAGACUGCCAGAUCUGCUUUGAGUGCUGCUGGUUACCACGGCUCAGUUGUGUCUGUGGACACCUUCAUUGCUGUGAUCAACAACCCAGGGUUGUGUGAACUUUCUGACUACAUGGCUGUUAACGCUCACGCUUACUUUGACGUCAACACCGCUGCGAUUGGUGCAGGGGCAUGGCUCUUGCAACAAAUCCAAAGAGUCUGGACCACUUGCAAGGGUAAAAAGGACAUUCUAAUCUCCGAAACCGGUUGGCCAUCUCGGGGCCAACCCCUUGGUAAGGCCAUUCCAUCAAAGCUAAACCAGAAGAUUGCCAUCGACUCCAUCAAAGCUACAUGUGGUAACAGUGUUAUCUUGUUCACCGCAUUUGACGACUACUGGAAGGCCGACGGCUCUUACGGGGUUGAGAAGUUCUGGGGUAUCGUCUAA